Molecule: messenger RNA, 10121 nt
Organism: Toxotes jaculatrix (banded archerfish)
Lineage: Eukaryota; Metazoa; Chordata; Actinopteri; Toxotidae
Gene: akap13a
Product: A-kinase anchor protein 13
Exons: 39
Coding region: 178-7473 (2431 amino acids)
Biological process (GO): adrenergic receptor signaling pathway; regulation of Rho protein signal transduction; positive regulation of canonical NF-kappaB signal transduction
Cellular component (GO): plasma membrane; actin cytoskeleton
Molecular function (GO): MAP kinase scaffold activity; guanyl-nucleotide exchange factor activity
Source: RefSeq, a predicted model, not a curated record
CAUUGGUAGGAAGACCACGCCGCCGCUCAUCCGUUUCUCUCUACAGCACAAAACCUUUUAAAAGGACGUUUCGGCCCAGCUUCAAACACUGCAGGUCCAUCCAUUGGGAGGAUUAUUAUGCGUCCAAAAGCUGCUACUUCUUCACACUGAGCCUCAUCUGCUUAAGUGUCCAGGGACAUGAAACUCAGUCCACAGCAAGCUCCCUUAUAUGGCCGGUGUGUUAUCACGGUGCAGCUCACUGAUGAAGAGCUGGCUGCAGAUGAGGAGGGCGUGGACUACUUCCUGCUGUUUGCUGGCAGCACACACAGGCACCUGACCAGCACCCUAAGAAGCAGUCAUGACACCUUGCAGGCAGUGUGUCCCGCUCACGACUGCUGCGAAGUGGUGCUGGUCACCUUGUGUUCUGUUAGGCGAGGUGUCCCUGAGGACCCUGAGGACCCAAAGCCCUGUCUGAGUCGCGUGUCUCCACUGGCCGAGCAUCGAUUCAGCUUUGUCCAGGAUUUGGCUUUUGACAUGGCCCAGUUCCUGGUGAGCACGGCAGGCCGGGCUGAUGGCCUCGAUGGGGUGCUACUGCUGGAUGAGUGUCAGAUCCCCCUGCAGGAGUGUGAACGUCUGGAUGAGAGCCUGGCGUUGGCCCUCCACCACCUUGUACUGCCUCCAGAAUGGAGCUUACUGGGAAACAAACUGACCAACAGCACUGACCUGAAUCCUCAGGAGACUCUGCUGCAUUUCUCAGCUCGUCGAGGUUUGUUGCGGGUUACACACUUCUUGCUCCGGCAGUCUGGAGCAAGAGAAGCCCUGCGAUUGGCCAACAAAGAAGGCCACACCCCAUCCACAAUUGCAGCUUUACGAGGACAUGAACGUCUCCACGAGCUCCUCACAAAGGCUGACACGGACACAGAGACGGACAAAGUGACUGAGAGUGUCCACCUGGUCUCGACAGACGCCCAGGUUAUUUGCCACCUCCCCAGGCUGAACACACACACUCUGACGCUCAAAAUCCACCCUGGCCGUGAACCUCCGACCCUUCAGAGGAGUGUGGAGCAGCUGCUGCACUUGAUAUGCCAUCUCCAUGCCAAGGGAGUUUCUGUACUGGAGCUGCAGUUUGAUUGUCUGCACACAGCUGCUGAAUGUUGUGAUGCUGUAGAAACAGAGAUAACCUGUGUUGGGCAACUACAGCAGCCUGCUACAACAUCGGAGUGCUUGGAUACCACAGCUGAAGACAGCCGGGAAGAAAACUACCCAGUGGAAAGCAGCAGUUCUAAUUGUGGGCACGGUGAGACUGGGAAUACAGAGAAAGACUGGAGUUUGUCUGUGAGUACUCCAACAUCAGAAGUACGCCCCCAGGACCAUGGCCUCGGCCCCCCAGAGGACCGGGUGUGUCUUAGUUCAAACACGGGGAGAGAUUACUGCCAAAUGGAGGAGGAGGGAGGGGAGCAGCCUGUUGUUUCCACCCAGAGUUUGAAUUUGUGUGGCAGGAGUGAAGGAGCACAGAGUGAGGCAGAAGGGCCAGGCGUCACUGUGGGAAUCCUACCACCAGCAGGCUGUGGUAAACAGGCAGAGGAAACUGAUAAAGGAGAGGCUGUGAUCCGGGAAGGACAGGAGGCCACAAAGGGAGAGGACAGAUCUGAACAGGAAGAAGAGGACAACACAGCCAGUAGGAGGGAGGAGAAGACCAACUCAGAGUCAACAGAUCUAAUAACGCCCAGUGGAGACACGAAAGCUUUAGUCAUGGGCCAGUCCCUGUCGGCAGAGGGCUCAGAGGUUUCAGACAACUCUGAUUCUGAAAUGAAGGACCGCUCUCCGGAAGGGGAGACUGUUGGGAAAGAAGAGAUGAAGCUUAGCGAGGAUCUCUGUGACGGACUCUCUUUAGAGGAGGAGAAGGCAGAGAAUGAAGGGUUAACAGACAACCCAUCACUGAUAGACUGCGGUGAUGUAAUCAAGGAGCCUGAAUCUGCUUUUUCAAGUCUCUUGAUAGAAGGCCUCUGUGAGGGGGAACCUCCACUAGACAUAAACAGCCUGGAACAAAACCAGGAAACAGCUGGUAGGGAUUACGCCACAGAGCAGCAGUGGGGCUUGGCUCCAGAAACUGGUUGUCAUUCUGGGAAUUGUACUGGAACAGCGAGUGGUAAAGAGCUAGAUGAUGAAGACGUAGCUGAACCUUCUGGACAUAGUAUGGAAAACACUGCUUUUACUAUGGAUGAGACUGACAGUACAGCUGAUUGUCGGACUGCUGGUAACGCCACAGAAGAUAUUGGGAUUAAUAACGCUGACUGUGAGCAAUCACCUGAUAUGAUGCCCAGCUCUGGUAAUACACACACUGAUCUAGAUUUGUGCGUGGUCCAUGGCCUCUCCAGUGAUGACGAUGGCAGUUUCCGAUCAGUUGAAAGCUCCACAACAGAAAUAUUCCACCCCACUCAAGACAAUGCCGCUACGGAGGAGCAGGACUUGAUCCAAACCAAGACAGAAGAACUGUGCUCAUCAGGAUCUGUGAUGGAGGAACCAAAUGAUAUGAAACCUGGUGAAAGCGAUGAACAUUCACCCACCAUGGACCCAGGGCUCCCCUUGGAACCAGAUACGGUCAGUGCACUGACAGGGACGGACUGCAACCAGACUGGCACCGAGCCUGAAUCUAAACUGCCACCCAGCCUUCAGACAAUGGAGGCUUUGAAUCCUGAGGGGGCAGGAGAGGAACUUGUUCCAGAACUUUCCAAAGAGGAUCUGUCUUUUGGUCCUGUGUUGUCAAAGACUGAGGACUCCCCAGCAGUGAAUGUCGAUGAAAGCGAAAUUGGAGAGGCCAACGGCACUGACCUGAAUGCAGAGAUUGAGCAUUCAGCAUCAGAGGUCACCAGUAGGGUCUUACUUGAACCUGGUGCGUCUGACGCAGGAGAGACUGAACUGACUGGCCCAGCUGGAGGUGAUCAUCAGUCAUCAGAGACCAGUGAUAAAUCUGUGUUGGCCUCAGGAGAGGAGAGCGGACAUAUGCUACAGCAAGAGGAACAGGAUCAUUUAGAGAUGACAGCAGACGAAAGGUCACCUGACGAGGGAUUAAGGCACUCACAGAAUGAGAUCAAUGAAUCUUCAUCACAAAGUCUCGCUCUGCUUUCAGACACUACAGAAGUAGAACAGUCUUUUCCAAACAAUGAAGCGCCCAGUCAACCUCUCGUUGAAAAUGAGAUGACUGAAAAUCCAGUGACUCUUGACGCAGUGGAUGGAGCUUCAGAAAGUCACAACAGUGCAACUGAAGAGAUGGAUGUCAUCAAGUCUGAAGACAUCGUAAUUGCUGCAGGGGAGAAAGAAAUUGACACAGCAGAGGAAACAAACUUCUCCAUGAUCCACCGAGACAAAGAGGCGUCGUUCCAUCAGCCUUUCAACACUCAACACUCAGGAUCCUCGCAAUCUUCAACAUUUCCCAGUUUGCCCAGUAGGACCAGCAGUACCACCAGUUGUCCCUCCACAGCUCACAGAGAUUCUGGCAGCGACAUAGAAAGCCUCCUGAACGCAGAGCCCGGAUAUGACAGCGUCUUCAGAAAGAACGAUGAACCAGUGAUAGGAGGAGACAGUGCCAGCGAAGUUUCCGUCUCCUGCUCCUCCACAGACGACACCACCAGCGUCGGCCCGUCCAGCUCCAGUCCCGAGGGCAGCCAGGGCCUGAGCUGCAGCUGGAGCCCAGAGGAGGGCAUCCAGACUGGGGCUACUACCUCUGCAGGACUAGACGGUGGAGGAGGAGGAGAAGCUGAAGAGGAGGCCAAAGACAGAGUGACAGAGGUGCUGCGACGCUCUUGUCUCCUCCGGAACAGCAUCCGCUCCCUGUCGCCUCUUCGUCGCCACAGCUGGGGUCCUGGAAAGAACAACGGAGGAGACGCAGAGAUGAACCAGAGGAGUUCCAUCCGUAGCCCUGGUGAGGGGAAGCCGACCUUUCACAGGAGAAGCUACAGCCUGGAGGGGCUCAGCGGGGGGCAGGAAGAGCUGAGGGGCCCCACUUCCCAAGGGCCCCGAAUCCUGGAGCCUUUAAGGAUGCCCCGACAUGACAGCGAUGACAGGGGCUCACUGGUUUCUCUGACAGAGGAGCAGGAGGAGCGGGGGGAGCAUGGCAGACUACAUGACCCGAAAUCGAGGCGGUAUCGGCCUCUGCGAAACAGCUGUCCUCCCAUGUCUCUGCCCCUCACCAAGUCUGUGUCCAUGCUCGCCAUCAGCCAGAGAGACAUUGAUGGUAUGAGGUCAUUUUCCAGCACCUCUGGGUCACUAGCAUACAGUAUAUCGGAGGAGGAGCCAGGGCCUCUGCGGAGCGACACUGAGGGAAAGAGUGUGACGAAAGUCAGUCGGACCUUCAGCUACCUCAAGAACAAGAUGUACAAAAAGAACAGGGAAAAAGAAAGAGAGAAAAAGGAGAAAGACAAGGAGGGCAAGGCUGUGAACGGUCACCUGUUCACACCGGUCUGCUCAGGCCAGGCAGCCCAGUGUUCCCUGUGCAAUAAGGCUUUCAACAGCAAAGAUGUUUUCCACUGCACACACUGUAAUGCUUCCGUCCACAAGGGCUGCAGGGACAGCCUGCCUGUUUGUGCCAAGGUGAAGAUGAAGUUGCCCAAGCAGCAGUUUGCAGUACCAGAUUCAAGCUCUUUCCCCACAGUCACGAUGAGGAACAAAUCUGGUGGGACGAGGGAGCGCCCCUGGUCGGCCAUCUUGUCCCCUGAAGACCAUUCUUCUCUGACGAUCCCAUCAUCACGGAGACACACCAGCAUCAUGACCUUUCAUGGCAACAACCUGUCCAAGAGUCUAUCCAUAAGCAACAUCGCUGGUCCGGUGUUUGACGAGAUGCCCAUUAAAGGCCUGCGGUAUCUCUCCCAGUCUACUGACUCCCUCAACAGAACCAACCAGGUCACAGAGUCCAUGGAAUCACUCAUUGAUGAAGGGACGGAGAUGAUGGACGGACAGCUGAUGGGGGAGUUUGAGGCAGAGGCCAAAGAGCUGGAGGCUGAUUCGUGGAGUUUAGGUGUGGAGCAGCAGUACCUGCAGCAGCUGGACAAAGAGCUGGUGAAGAGACAAGAUGUCAUCUACGAGCUGAUGCAGACAGAGAUGCAUCACAUCCGGACAUUGCGUAUAAUGUCAGAAGUCUACAGUAAAGGCCUGCAGAAGGAGCUGCAGGUAGAGCUCCAGACAGUGGAGAAGCUGUUCCCGGCUCUAGACGAGCUCCUGGAGCUCCACACGCAGCACCUCCUACGCCUCCUGGAGAGGAAGAGGGAGUGCCACCUGGAGGGGGGGUACCUGGAAGGAGGAUUUAUCAUCAACAGGAUAGGAGACAUCCUGGUCAACCAGUUCUCAGGAUCCAACGGUGACAGUAUGAGGAGGAUUUACGGAAGAUUCUGCAGUCGCCACAAUGAAGCCGUCAACUUCUACAAGGACCUACUGACCAAAGACAAACGCUUCAAAGCCUUCAUCAAAAAAAAGAUGAGCAGCAGCAUUGUGCGGAGGCUUGGUAUCCCAGAAUGCAUCUUGCUGGUGACCCAGAGGAUAACAAAGUACCCGGUGUUGAUUCAGAGGAUGCUACAGCACACUAAAGAGGGCGAGGAAGACUAUGAUGACCUGACGGAGGCUGUUCGGCUGGUGAAGGAGGUGAUUGCAGCGGUUGAUAGCAAGGUGAACGAGCACGAGAAAAGGCGGCGUCUGAAGGAAUUCCACAGCCGCAUGGACAGUAAGUCCAUCAUGAUGAUGAAGAGCGGUCAAAUUUUCGCAAGGGAGGAUCUGCUGAGGCGGAGGCUGAUCCACGACGGAGCGCUGCAGCUGAAGAACAGCCAGGGAAGACUAAAGGAUGUUCAUGCUCUGCUCCUGUCAGAUGUCUUUGUCUUCCUCCAAGAGAAAGACCAGAAAUAUGUCUUCGCCAUGCUGGACCAGCGCUCCACAGUCAUCUCCCUCCAGAAGCUGAUCGUCAGAGAGGUAGCUAACGAAGAGCGCGGCCUCUUCCUCAUCACAGCAGGCAUCGAGAAGCCGGAGAUGAUGGAGGUCCUGGCCAGCUCAAAGGACGAACGCAACACCUGGAUGCAGCUCAUCCAGGAAGCCAUGCAGUCCAUGGAGAAGGAUGAGGAUGAAGGGAUUCCCAGCGAGACAGAAGAUGACAAGAGGCAGCUGGAGACUAAAGCGAAGGAGAUGAGAGAUUUGUUGAGGCAGAAAGACACAGAGAUCAUGUCUCUGUUGGAGGAGAAGGUGCGGCUCUUCAGGGGGAUGUGGGAGGGCUUGAAUCCAGGUGAGGAAGCCUGCCAGCGGGUUGAGCCUUUCUUCAGGGCAGCCUGCAGCCAGGAGCCACCCAGGGGGGCGUCCAUCAUGAAGGAUGCCCUGCUGGAAGUGGAGACGUUACAGGCUCUGGUGAAUGGCAGCCUGGGUGGGGCGAUGGCCAGUGUCCAGGAGGGAGGAGGCGUGGGUCCGGUGUGUUUGCCCCGUCGGGCCGAGACCUUCGGAGGCUUCGACAGUCACCAGAUGCACAGCAGUAAGAGUGGAGACAGAGACGAGGGCGAGGAUACGGCAGGAGAUCUGCGCAGGACGGAGUCUGACAGUGUUUUAAAGAAGGGAGGAAACGCCAACCUGCUGCUGCUGCUGAAGAGGAACAGUGAGCAGGUCCUUCACAGCGUCUCCAACCUGCAUCUCCUGCUCAGCACUCUGCAGGCGGUGGUGGUCCAGCAAGACAGUUUCAUAGAGGACCAGCGGCAGGCCCUGAGCGAGCGCUCGUCCUCCUGCACGUCUCUGUCGCGGCCGUCCUCGCGGCCCAGCUCCCUGAUUGAACAGGAGAAGCAGCGCAGCCUGGAGAAACAGCGGCAGGAGCUGGCGUCCCUGCAGAGACAGCAGGCAGCUCAUGCUGAGGAGAAGAGGAGGAGGGAGAAGGAGUGGGAGCUCAGGGAACAGCAGCUGAAUGAAAGGGAGGUGUUCGUGCACUUACAGCAGGAGGAGGAGGUACUGAAGCAGCAAAAGCAGCUGGAGGAGGAGAGGCAGGGGCUGCAGAGUAAGAAGGAGGAGUACCAGAGAGACCUGGAGAGGCUGAGAGACGCCCAGAGGAAGCUGCAGAGGGACAGGGAGGCCGUGCAGCGGCAGCUCGACAAGAUGGAGGAGCUGCGUCUGGCUGAGCGGACUCCCUCUACGACGUCUGAUGAAUCCCCGUUCCCCGGCAGCUCCCAGUCUCUGGAGCUGGACCCACUGGAGCUCUCCUCCUCCUCUUCCUCCUCCUCCCUGCCUAGGCUGCAGCCCCAGCAGUCCAAGCCCAAAGGAAAAGGCCUCAAUCCCUUUACCUCAUCCUCCACUCACACCAACCUCAAGGGCAGCGAAGCCAACAACCAGAUUUCAAAGAGCCUGCUGCAGCUGGCCAAGAGCAAGAGCAAAGAGGGCAAGGAGAAGAAGAAGAAGAAGGGCAAAGGGGGGAGUGCACAGACCUCAGACUCCCAGCACCGCCCUGAGCCUCCCUUGGACGGAGAGAUCUUCUUCUGCUGAGAGAGGUGGCUCUCCUCCUCCUCCUCUUCCUCCUCCUCCUCCUUCUGCUCCUCCUCAUCAUCAUCAUCACACAAUUUAUUACACAGUUCUGGCUUCCUGAGCGAUGUGUUAUUGCUCAGUAGUAACACAUAUUACUGCAGUGUUCUACCAGGCUUUUUUGGCACCUUUGAAAUCACCUUGAAAAGACUUUUAAGUCCACGUUCUGAAUCACAACAUAGAACUAUUUGACAUUACGUGCAAGAAAAAGAAAAAAAUAGUAUUUUCUUGCAUUUUUAAAUCAAAUAACACUUUUAGUUUCCAUGUUUAGUUUCCAGAAAGUAGAUUAUUUUAGGGAUUCGGUUAUCAAGUGCAAGUCGGCAUACAUACUCAGUGCAUAAAAAUAAGGAACAUGGAUUAGCUGUGCACUUUGGGGUAUUCUCUGUCCAAAAGCCCUGUUUCAUUUUCCAAAGAAGCCGUUAUGAUUUCUUCGUUUUGAAGAAAAAUGUACAUUUGUGACAGCUCUGUAUCGCAAUGAAAACAUUUCACAGUGGAUUUCCUCACAAGCUCCACCAAGUACGUUAUGGGCCCGACUGCCAUCCUGUAUUUGUGUCUCUUAUGGCCCCAACCGGCCCCUCUUUUUCAGUCCCACACCAACACGCUGUUUUAUUAAUUUACAGAAGCAGAGCCGUUUCCAUGUGUCUUUAACCGCACAUAAAAAGAUACAGAGACAUCCAAGUGCCACUUGGAAACAGAUACGCAUGUCAACAAGUUCCAUGUGGCACUGGAGACGCCUCUCUCCUACUCAUCUUCAUUGAUAAUGGAGGACUGAAACCACAGAGGAAAAUCUGCCUAAACUUUGUGUCCUGGCAACAUUUCUUAAUCAAUGUUUUCAGUGUUUGUUCCAGUGUUUCCUUCCAAAAAUGCUUCUGUAUAAAUCCACAGUGAAAGAAAAUUGGAGCCUGACAUUCCUUUACUCACAAUUUGAAAAACAGAUGUGAUUACGUGCUCUAAUUUUGUCUCCAGUUUGUAAGCAAAAUGGAAUUGGCGCAUGAUAACUUCAGUAAUCCUCUAUAAUGAUUUUAUGCCAUCAAUCACGUUCCGUGGUGAGGUUUUAAUUUAUUUGAAUUAGGGAUAUCUCCAUUUUGGAGUUUAACUCUUCAGAUGUGCGUGUCUAUUUUUCCAGACUCAACAGUAAUGAAAGAAUUGAGACAUAUCUCCCUGUGUCUAAUGGCUCAGUUCAUAUCCUUUAGUGUGUUUUAGAGGCUUGGAUGGAUAUUAGCUUGAUCCUCGCUUUAUCUGCCUGUCAAUGGGCUUUUAUGCAGCCCUCAUCUUUCAUCUGAGCGCCGACGAGCGGGGCUUUCCUUCGUUUUUUAAUUGCAUGUGACUCUGCAGGUAGCAUACUAAUGGCCUCUGUCUGUUAAAGAGUUCAACUUUCUCUUUCAACCUCCCUCUUUCAUUUCUGAUAAUAGACUCAUAGUAGACGCACACGGCUGAUGGUUUUAGGAAAUGGAGCCUGUUAAUUUAGGGACAAAGCAGCUGGUUAGAGAAAAUGAGAAAGGACAUUAAGUAAAAACACCAGAUGAUGUUAUGUGUCCCUGUUUAAUGACUAAACCAGACACCACCCAAUUCUCUGAUCAUUUCAAAUUAAUCAACACAUCAGUGUUGUUAAGCACUUUGUUCCUAAUAUGUUGAUGCAUUUUCUUUUUUUUUUUAUUAUCAGUAUAAAAGAUCAGUUGAGAAGAUCUUUGUGUUCUGGGGAAUUGUAUAAUCGAGGGCACUGAUGCUCAUGAAAAGCACAAUGAUCCAAAGCGAGAUAAUUUGUUAAAGUACAUAAAAGAUGCUGCGGUUCCGUUUUGUUAGCGUGCUAAAUUUAAAAAGGGGCUUGUAGCUUUUAUGUAAUGUUUCCAAGGUGACCUGUCUGACCCGUCUUAAUUUUCAAGCCUAUGUUUCAGCGUCACUAACUCCAUAGUGGGCCACACAGCUACCUGCUGGACAGGUAGGAAGUAAAAACAACAAAAAAAAGCCCUUUUCCAUUGAAUUACAGAGCAGCGUCACUGAUCUGCUUCCUUGCUGCCUCUUUUGUCUAAUGUUUAAGUGCUUGAUUGUUAACUUGUCGUCUGUAUUGAGGAUUGGACUUCCUGUCCUGGAUGGUUUAUCAUAGUGUGUCUUCUAAGAGGCUUACAUGGCCAGCCAAUUAGUUGCUUCAUGUCUUUUGUUUAUGGCUUUUGGUGUAAUCCUAUCAAAGAACCAGAGAGGAAUGUUUUUUUUUUUUUUUUUUUUUCCUGUUGCUUUAGGUGUGUUUUGACCACUAGGGAGCACUGCACCUAUGAUUAAGUGAGUUCCAUCCUUUACACAAUAACAGCCACCAAAAGUAUGAAACUGCUCUGUUGCUUUUUUUUAUUAUUAUUAUUUUUUAUACAUCUUCUCCCUGCUGUGCAAAAUUGACAUAUUUUUCUCAGCAGGUCAUUGCCGUACAGAGAUAAUGUGAUGAGCGUGGGCUCUCUCACUCUGACAUUUUCCCCACGGCAUUUGUAAUUGACUGCAGAAACAAAUAAGUUGUCAGAGACUGUAAUUGGUUAUUCAGUGGAACCAGUCAGCAUCAGCUUUAAUAUGGAAAAAAAAAAGGAAGGUCUAACAGUUGGAGGGAGCGACCGGGCAGAACCGCAAAC